CUUUUAGUGCACUCGGCGAAGGAGACGUGACGUGAGUCGCAUAACCUCAAAUACGCACGUGGAGGUGUGGGGAAGAGAGGAUCUUCGCGAUGGAUCUUGUCAAGUCGAUUCUAGAAGACGACAAGGACAAGACUGAUCUAAGUAAAUCCACGAAGGUGCACAAGGAUGUGGAGCUCGACAUCGAUCUGGGAACUCUGCUCGCGUUCGACUGUAACGCUCUGGACGCGAAAGCUCUCAAGUCGAAGCCGGAUGCGUACUUGAAAAGUCUGACGAGGGACAACGUACAGUUGCUGAUCAACAAGAUCUGGGAAUUGCCAGUGGAACGGGUGGACGAAGCUAUAGUGGCCAAGUUGCCCAAGCCUGAAUACGUGUUGCCACGCUCGCGCGUCAUUCCGAAGGCCAAGCCUUUGACAAAGUGGCAGGAGUUUGCCAAGAAGAAGGGAAUACAAACGAAGAAGAAGGGCAAAUCCAAGCUGAAGUGGGACGAGGAAUUGAAGAAAUGGAUUCCAACGUACGGCUAUAAACGAGCGAAGGUGGAGGAACAGAAGGAAUGGUUGAUAGAGGCCAAGCAGGAUGGUAGCCCGGCCGACGAUCCGUUUGCCAAAGUCAAAGCAACCAAGCAGGAGCGGCAGGCCAAAAACGAAUUGCAAAGGCUUCGCAAUAUAGCCAGAUCGAAAAACGUCAAAUUACCGAGAGUCGGUCUGCCUACCAGAGAACACUUCUCGAGUUCUCAACAGCUUUCCGAAGCUCUAACUAUAGCGCGUACGUCGACCGCAUCUAUUGGAAAGUUCCAGUCCAGAUUGCCAAAAGAGAGGGAUGCGAAAGGAAUUGCUAAGGAGGUGUCGGGAAUGAAAAGGAAAAGGAAAGCGCCUCCGUUAAGCACUAUCGAAGAGAAACGUCAGAACACAAGCCUGGUGGAUAACGUAUUGAAGAGCAACACCAAGCUGCUGCGCGAUGAUUACUCGACGGGAGUUGCAGAGAUAAAGCAGUCCGCAACAAGCGGCAGUAAAAAGAGGAAGGGCGCACUGAAAAACAGUAAAAGUAAAACUGCUAGAAAGCCGAAGGCGGGAAAAGGCAAGCGGGAUCUGCACAAGAAGAUUGGCGGUAGAAAGCGAAGAUAAAUUGAGAUGUCUGUAACAAUUAUUAUAGUGGUAAUAAAUCGAAUUUUGUUUAUAA
This is a messenger RNA of Wasmannia auropunctata (little fire ant), 1176 nucleotides long. RefSeq names its product ribosome biogenesis regulatory protein homolog. Gene Ontology annotation, cellular component: preribosome, large subunit precursor; nucleolus; nucleus. Gene Ontology annotation, molecular function: protein binding. Gene Ontology annotation, biological process: ribosomal large subunit export from nucleus; ribosome biogenesis; ribosomal large subunit biogenesis. The record is from RefSeq and is a predicted model, not a curated record. Lineage: Eukaryota; Metazoa; Arthropoda; Insecta; Hymenoptera; Formicidae. The transcript is spliced from 5 exons. Bases 90 to 1121 code for a protein of 343 amino acids.